Molecule: messenger RNA, 979 nt
Organism: Durio zibethinus
Lineage: Eukaryota; Viridiplantae; Streptophyta; Magnoliopsida; Malvales; Malvaceae
Product: NADPH-dependent aldehyde reductase-like protein, chloroplastic
Molecular function (GO): oxidoreductase activity
Source: RefSeq, a predicted model, not a curated record
UUUCCUUAAAUGCUUAAAAAAAAAAAACCCUAUUUUCUUUAUCUCUCAUUUUUUCAUAUUCUUCAAAAUUUUUAAUCUUUUUGAUACCAUGGCUUCCACCACCGGCACCAACCCUCUGCCACUCAAAGACCGAGUUGCUAUAGUAACUGGAUCAUCGCGUGGUAUAGGCCGAGUUAUAGCGACUCACCUGGCUGAACUUGGUGCUAAGGUCGUUAUUAACUACUCCUCGAGCCCGGACCAAGCCGAUCUCGUUGCUACCCAAAUCAAUUCUCGCUAUCCUGGUGACUGCCCACGAGCUGUAACCGUCAAAGCGGAUGUUUCGGACCCUGCCCAGGUCAAGUUUUUGUUUGACUCGGCUGAGCAGGCGUUUGGGUCACCGAUUCAUGUGCUGGUUAACUCAGCUGGACUGAUCGAUCCUAAGUAUCCUAAAAUUGCCGACACUUCAUUGGAGGACUUUGAUCGUAUUUUCAGUGUCAACACAAGAGGGGCAUUCUUGUGUGGCAAGGAAGCAUCGAAUAGGCUGAAACGCGGUGGUGGAGGUCGAAUUAUAUUGCUGUCAUCAUCAAUGGUGGCUGCACUGAGGCCAGGAUUUGGAGCAUAUGCAGCAUCAAAGGCAGCAAUAGAGGCAAUGAUAAAAAUACUGGCAAAGGAACUCAAAGGGACUGGCAUCACUGCAAACUGUGUGGCACCAGGGCCAAUUGCAACAGAGAUGUUCUUUGCAGGUAAGAGUGAAGAAAUGGUGCAGAAAGUGAUCGAUGAGUGUCCACAUAAUCGGCUUGGUCAGAGCGAGGAUGUUACUCCUGUUGUUGGGUUCUUGGCUACUGAUGCCAGUGAAUGGGUUAAUGGGCAGAUCAUUCGUGUUAAUGGUGGCUAUAUAUGAUACUUGUUUAAGCGCUAUGCAUAUUUUUCAAUGAAUGAUAGUAUGCAUCAGAUCAAGGACCAAAUUCAUAGGAAAUAAAUCUGAUGAUUAUUGUGCGCA